Oncorhynchus kisutch (coho salmon) is the source of this 3247-nucleotide messenger RNA. RefSeq names its product ras-related protein Rab-3B-like. The record is from RefSeq and is a predicted model, not a curated record. Gene Ontology annotation, molecular function: GTP binding; GTPase activity. Bases 417 to 1076 code for a protein of 219 amino acids. NCBI's taxonomy places the organism in Eukaryota, Metazoa, Chordata, Actinopteri, Salmoniformes, Salmonidae. The transcript has 5 exons.
CGUCAGGUGAUCUGAUAGGCUACUGUUCCUACAGAGGUGUGUCUGUCUGGAAAUUUGGUACAUUCAUUCACAGCGGAGUUAAUGUUUUUAAGACCUUUUCUUUUCAGCACCUUUGUAAAUUGCAGGAUGUCUGUCGACAAUGUUUAUGGCCGCGUAGAGCAGUAUAGGAACGCAUGAUAAACAUUCAUUAUUUCGCUUCUGACAUUUUCACCCAACACUCGCAAUUCGACUCCCAUUGCCUUAUAGGUUAUCCAAUCUCUUUACAGAUUAAGUCAGAAGCCGAUUCAUAUCGAUAAUCAAGAGGUCGCUUCGCCAACGAGUUGACAUCGUAAGGUGCAUAGCCUACAGCUCAGUUCAGUAGGCGAGCCAACGAAGAACUGCGAGAAAACAGAACCACCCACAGAAGAUUUAUAGAGAUGGCGAAGGCAGACCAGCGCUUUGGGCAGAGAGAUGGCUCCGACCAGAACUUUGACUACAUGUUCAAGCUCCUCAUCAUUGGGAACAGCAGCGUGGGAAAAACCAGCUUUCUGUUCCGCUACGCAGACGACUCGUUCAGCAACUCUUUCGUCAGCACAGUGGGCAUCGACUUCAAAGUCAAGACUGUCUACAGGAAUGACAAGAGGGUUAAGCUCCAGAUAUGGGACACAGCAGGGCAGGAGAGGUACAGGACUAUCACCACCGCUUACUACAGAGGAGCUAUGGGCUUCAUCCUCAUGUACGACAUCUGCAAUGAAGAGUCCUUCAACGCUGUGCAGGACUGGGCUACCCAGAUAAAAACCUAUUCGUGGGAUAACGCUCAGGUCAUCAUGGUGGGCAACAAGUGUGAUGUGGGCGAGGAGAGGGUGGUGCCCACAGAGAAGGGGAAGCACUUGGCUGACCAAUUAGGGUUCGAGUACUACGAGGCCAGCGCCAAGGAGAACAUUAAUGUCCGCCAGGUGUUUGAACGGCUGGUCGACAUCAUCUGCGUCAAGAUGUCCGAGCGAGUGGAUGUGGAGCCGCCCAUGGUCCCCGGCGUCAAGACUACCAGACUCACCGACAAGCCCCCCCAGUUACCUCAGAAGUGCACUUGUGCCUGACUCACACUUAUAGGGCUGAGCCAAGCCAUGCCGAGCCAAGCCAUGCCCAGCCGUACUUGGCUGGCCUGGUUACGCUUCUACCAUAGUUGCUGGAACCAUGCUGGAAAAUACCAUUUGAAUAGAAACUAUCCGAGCCAGCACCAUGCGGUUGGGGUUGACCCUAUAGUAUGAAUGAGCUACUACUGAUUUGGCCCCUCAGUUCUCCACUACGAUACUUGCCAUUCACAUCAAAAUCAAAUCAAAUGUAUUUAUUCAUAUAUCCCUUCAUACAUCAGCUGAUAUCUCAAAGUGCUGUACAGAAACCCAGCCUAAAACCCAAAACAGCAAGCAAUGCAGGUGUAGAAGCAUAGUGGCUAGGAAAAACUCCCUAGAAAGGCCAAAACCUAGGAAAAAACCUAGAGAGGAACCAAGCUAUGAGGGGUGGCCAGUCCUCUUCUGGCUGUGCCGGGUGGAGAUUAUAACAGAACAUGGACAAGAUGUUCAAAUGUUCAUAAAUGACCAGCAGGGUCAAAUAAUAAUAAUCACAGUAGUUGUCGAGGGUACAGCAAGUCAGCACCUCAGGAGUAAAUGUCAGUUGGAGUAUCUCUACCACUCCUGCUGUCUCUAGAGAGUUGAAAACAGUAGGUCUGGGACAGGUAGCAUUCCACUACUGUUCUUUCCCAACUCCCUGUAAAGCUAUUACAAGUUCCACAAACCUCUUUCCAGAAAGGUAGCCAACUAUACAAUGUAAUUUAUCAAGCUACCAAUAACCACUACUACUACCACCAAAAACUACUACCAUCAAUAACUACCACCACUACUACGACUAUUUACAUAUGUUUCCCCCCUGUAGCCUUGACCUCCAGCUGGUUCAGAGGUCAGGGAACACUAAGCAGGGUAUACAGGUAAGCACAGCAUUGCCUCUAUCCUCCAAAGAGUGGCUUCACCACCGCACAAAGAAACACAAGACCACAUCAGUUCGCAUUAAAAGUUUUACACGGGUUAGGAGACGAGCCUCGAUAGCUGCAUAGUCUUCAAGUUUAGAAUAAUUUGGUUUAGUGCUCUUGUUGACCGUCCUUUACAAGCACUAAAGCGAAGACAAACUAACCACUGGAUACAGAUGUCAGUUCAAUCUAGUUUUGAUUUACAUUUUGUUGAGUUGUCAACUAACGUGAAAUCAACAAAUUCACCAUGACAUUGGAUUUAGGUUCAAAGUUGGAUAAAAAAUAGAUAUAAAUGCCCUUAUGUUGAUGACUUUUUGCAAAUCAAAUCAGUUUUCCACAUUGAUUCAACAUCAUCACAUAUAUUUUGGGGGUUGAAAUUAUGUAGAAACAACAUUGAUUCAACCAGUUUUUGCCCAGUGGGUAACAAUCUUCCCUGUAGAUUUUUGAGUCCCUUAACAAUAUGCAGUGCAACUGUCUCUUGAAGAGGUAAUAACAAUGGUACACUGUUGAAAUGGCAAGAUGUCCAAUACGUCUUUCACCACCAACACUAAGCCAAUGCCAUGUACAGGCAGCCAUGUACAGGCAGUCUGCCUGUACAAGGCCAAUGCCAUGUACAGGCAGAUGUUCAUUGGAGAGCACACUCUUUAUCCUUCAGCUAAUAUCAUCUCCUAGCCGUUAUGUAAGCCAUGUUUAUGUACAGUGUUUAUUUCAUGAAAAUGUGUGUGUUUUAGAGAGCAAAGCAGUCUAUUGUUGUGUGUGACACAUAACUGAGUUUUCAGUUGUAACGGUUUCAUUUGUGUAUCAUAUAACUUGGGCUGAGGUACAUGUCAACAUCAAAAAACAUUGUGAAAUGGAAGAGACAGAAAAUUAUAUUUUAAAAUGUUCUGCUUUAAAAAAAAACUAUGGCAAAAUCUUAAACAUAUUCUGCUAAAUCUUUGUAUCGCAAAGUAGCACGUUUUUAAGUGUAGCUUCCCACCAUGUGUAUUUUCAGUUUUAUAUUUAAAUGUCUUAAUAUAAUGAUUUAAUAUGUGAAUUUGUAAAUCAUAGUUCAAAUCUAUAAUGGUGUUUGCUGAAUUUAUUUUGAUGCUGUAUUAUGGGAAGAAAUAUAGACCAUUAAUGUGAACUUGUUGUUACAGUGAACUCCUAGACAAAGUGGGAGAAAAGCACAAAGUGAUUGUACAACAUUUUGUGGAUGUUUGUAUAUUAUAGAUGCAAUUUAGUAUAUUAAAAAGCACAACUCUACUUUAA